UCCUCCCCGGGGGGCCGCCGGGCGCGGGUCCUGCCGAGGCGGCCAGGCUGGCGGGCGCCCGCAGGUUCGGGCCCCAGCGCCGGGGCGCGCGCGGAGCCGCCUGUUGACACAGCCGCGGGCAAUCCAGGCGGUCAAUGAUUAACCGGCCGCGCUGCCGGCACCAGGAAACCCGAGCCACCCGCGAAAGCGGAGCCGGGCCCGACGGCGGCGGCGGGAGGCGCCGGGCGCGGGAGGCGUGCAGCCCAGCUGGUUUCGCCAUGGACGCAGGAGCGGACGCGAAAGGGGGCGGCAGCCCCGAGGACGCCGGGAGCGCCGCGCGCCCAGAGCUCCCGCAGCUCCCUCGCCGCCCGCAGCUCCUGGAGGAGGACGGAGGGCCCAACGAGGAAGCGGCCGCGGACGGAGGCAGCGCCCCGGCGCCGGAGGGCACCCCCGGCGACCCCUCGGCCGAGGCCUCCGCGACGACCCCUGACCAGGCCCAGGCCCAGGCCGCGGGCGACGCCCGGCAGCCGCCCAAGGCGGCGGCCGGCGGGGUCCCCAACAUCGGCUUCGUGGGCGAGCCCCCGCCCUACGCGCCGCCCGACCCCAAGGCCACGCACCUGCUCUACCCGCCGCCGCCCUUCCCGCAGCCCGUGCUCUUCCCGCCCGCGCCCUCCGCCUCCGCCCUGUACCCCCCGCCCGCGCCGCUCUUCCCCGGGCCCACUGCGCAGCCACUCUUCGCUCCCUUCCCGGUGUACAACAGCGCCGUGGCCGGUGUGCCAGCCCCGGCCACGGUGGAACACAGGCCCCUGCCCAAGGACUACAUGGUCGAGUCCGUGCUGGUGACCCUCUUCUGCUGCCUGCUCACUGGGCUCAUUGCCGUCGUCUACUCCCACGAGACUCGUGCGGCCCUGGGCAGGGGGGACCUGGCCCAGGCUGAGGAGGCCUCGCGCAAGGCCCGCUCGCUGGUACUCUUCAGCCUGCUUUUUGGGGUCUUCGUGUCCACCAGCUGGGUCAUCUACGUGGUGGUAGCACUCUACCUGCCCUGAGGGCGGGUGGCUCCUUCGGGGACGUCAGGACACCUGGGGACUCCUGACCUGGCCAGACUCUUUCUGCGGACUUGGAUCCCUGCUGGUGGCCAUCUGUCACCUAGAGGGGACCUGGGCAGGCUCAGAAGAAGACGGGCUUUGCAGCCUUCAGCGCACGCAUGGCUGGGCCUCUGCCCCUGCAGGUGGCCUCAGGCAGUGUCCUAGCCCGAGGUGGCCCCAGGGCCCAGGCCCAGCUGUGCUACAGGGGCCUGAGGUCUUCCUGGCACUGUGCUGGCAGUGCCCCCAUGCCCCUGGCCUUCACUUGACCCCUGAGAGACCAGCAGAGGGACCAGUGCCCUCACUGCCCUCGGAGCCAUCUGGAAGGACAUUGCCACCUCCGGCCUCCCCAUCGCCCAGCCCAGCCCUGGGAUUGCAGGGCAGAGCUGCUGGGCUUGCUUUCUCCCUGUUGGGGAGUUGAGAGGAGUGGCCUCCUCUCUCCUGGGUCGCUCCCGGCCGGUCGUGCUGCGUCCCAGCCCCGUGCGGGGGGGGCAGGCUCUCUCCUGAUGACCCCGUGUCCAGAAACCAAGGCCACGACGUCCGGUCAGUCGUGAACGAACAGCAGCACCCUGGGCGGAGCGUCUCAUUGCCGCGUCGGGGCUGUUGCUCACCCUGGGUCACCUUAGGGUGAGCGGGACGCCUCUGUCCACAGCUGGGCCCUGGGGCUCCCACGCCGGCCCCUCUGAGAUGCUGGGGUUUGCCCAGUCUGUGCAGCACGGUGUCUUGUGCACGUGGUGGUGGAGCCGCUGGGUACCGAUGGUGGGAAUUUCUGUAGGGUCUUUCGCGGGCCAAAGGUGAUGGGAGAGGAAGGAAAUCCAUCUGCAUCUAGAGAGGAGGAAGGGGGCCCCCUGGCUGAGCCGUAAAAGAUCGACAGCUCAAGUUAAAUCAGGUGUUUUCUGAGCACUGACCAGGUCUGGGAGCUGAAGCAGGACAACCCAUCUCGGCCCUCGAAAUGCUCCAGGGGCUGGAGAGAUGGGGGUGCGGGAGUAGGUGGUGAGGAGUGAUGAUGCUUGGAGCCCGAGAGGUGGCCUCACGGUCUAGGACGUGGGGCGGCCCAGAAUUAGGAUAUCAAACCCUAAAACGCACGAUUGCCGCGAAAAAGGAGGAAGCUGUAUUUUAGGGGUCCGUAGAUGCCAAGAAGCACUUGGUAGACCCCAACUGCCAUAGCUCUUCCUGUUACUAAACUCUUACCUAAAAUCAGAAUAGAAAGAAGUCAUCUAGACCAGUGUGCCUUGAACCUGAAAGUACAUUAUCAGACACCUGGGAAAUCUUAUUAAAAUGCAGAUCCUGAUUCAGUAAGUAGGGCCUGAGAGCCUGCAUUUCUCAUGAGCUCCCAGGUGCCGCCGAAGCUGGUAGAUGCACCAGCAGCAUAUGGUGUGUUAAGUGGGAAAUUACUAAACCACUGUAACCAGGACCAAGCCAUGGGUGCCCCCUAGAGUCUCUGUGCAACAUUGUUUUGAGGUUCUAGCUAAUGUAAGAAACAGCAAAAUGAAAUUUGUAGUGUGAAAACUAGAAGAGACAAAAUGAUACUCUAGCUAGACUAUCCAAGAGUCAAUGAAAAAAUCAAAGUAAGAGAACUCAGAGAAGUGACUGGAUACAAAGUAUACAAUAGUCAAUAGCAAUAUUCAGGUACAAGUGGAAGAACUUUAAAAUUCCACUCACAGUAGUGAUAAAAACAGUAAAACCUAGGAAUAAACUCAACAGGAAAGACCCAGAUCCAAAUGAAGAGAAUAAUUUUAUUUUAUUUUAUUUUUUUGGAAGGAAAGUGCAUGUAUGGUAAGGUACAAGGAGUCCGGGACAGCCAGUGCACAAAAAGGCCCAAACUUCUCUAAAAAGAGCAAAGAACAAAAUAUCUGGAUGGGAAGACGUAGUAUCAUGAAACUAUCUAUAGCCUUCUUAAGUAAACAGAUUUAAUGAACUUCCAACAAGAAAGCCAAGCUUUUAAAACUGAGAAAGAUGUUUUUAAACAUUCAUGCGGAAGGAAAAUGUGCAAAAACUGCUAAUAAUUUUUCAAAGUUUAAUGAGGGACGACUUUCUUCACCAGAUUUUGAAACUUACGAUAAAGCUACAAUAAACAAGGCACAGUAUGGCUUUGCCACAGAGAUGGAUCGGUGAAAGACAAAGUCCGGAAAACAUUCCAAGUAUAUAUGGGACGUUAAUACCUGACCAAAAUGGCAUUUUAAUUGAGUGAGGCAGGGAGGGCAGAGUUGGCGCUCUGGUUGGAAAAAUAAUUCUUCUUCUCCUAUUGUAUGUAAAAAUAAAUGCCAGAUGGAUUAAAGAGCUAAGUAGUGUGAAAUAAAGCUCUACCAAUCGUAGAUGAAAGCUUAGGGGAAUAUUUGUAUAACUUCAGGGUGUUAGGCAGUGUGGAAGGGGAGACCUCCUAAAAUCUGGAAUUCCAGAUACGAGGAAGAGAUGGAUUUGAGUUCUGUGUAUAAGGGAAGUACACACUUAAACCAUGAGAUGAUUUUUACGUAUCAGAUUGGGAAAAAAUUAGAAAGAUUGAUUCUAAAGGUGGCAAAGGCCUGACCCUCUCAUUUAUUACUGGUAGAUGUGUAUUGCUACCAUCUUUAUGGAAAGUAGGCUAAUGGUAGCUUCUAGUAAUAUGUGUACCAUAUAUUAAUAUGCAUGUAAGUGCAAAGAACAGAGUCUAGAAGGAUAUAUUGCAAACUGCUGAGAGUGGCUGCCUUUGGGGAAGGACUGGUACUAGGAGGGUUUGUGCCGAAUUUUAAAAUAUGGGUGUAUUCAUGUGUUGUGUAAUUAAAAAAUAACUGGAAAAAAUG
Molecule: messenger RNA, 3841 nt
Organism: Aethalodelphis obliquidens (Pacific white-sided dolphin)
Lineage: Eukaryota; Metazoa; Chordata; Mammalia; Artiodactyla; Delphinidae
Gene: PRRT1B
Product: proline rich transmembrane protein 1B
Exons: 4
Coding region: 135-1025 (296 amino acids)
Cellular component (GO): membrane
Source: RefSeq, a predicted model, not a curated record